AUUUUUAUGCUACCACGGAUUAAUUCAACCGAUGCUGUCAAAGUUGCGCUAUGAAUGGAACUCCAGUACCUCUGAUAACUGGAUCCUCAGUUUACGUUACCUUAAACAUUACGGAGGAAUUAUUGCCUCAUCCAGUAAUGGAUCCUUAACCGCUUACCUGAUAGACCAGUUAAGUUCGACUCCAAUUAUCCUGAUACCCCAGGCUCAUGAAUCAAGUAUUAAUGCUUUAAUUACUAUAGAUGAACAUACAGUGGGUUCAUGUUCAACUGACGGAGUUAAGCUCUAUGACUUGAGAAGUUGCAAAAAUGUCGUAACUUUAUCUAACCCUAACAAUUCUACCUUCUUAUCAUUAGAUUACUCCAAUAAUUUGUUAGCUGGUGGUACGGAAUUGGUAGGUGUAGAUGCGGAGUUGCACGUGUGGGAUGUUAGAAACUCCAAUCAAGUGGUCAAGUCAUUUGUUGACUCUCAUCAUGAUGAUAUCACUACCAUACAAUUCCAUCCGACUCUCUCACAAUAUCUCAUGUCAGGAUCUACCGAUGGAUAUGUCAAUGUGUAUGACUUGACUCAACCCGAUGAGGAUGAAGCAUUGCAUCAAGUGAUUAACUACGAGUCUGUCCAUUCAUGCUACUUUACUAGAGAAAGACGUAUUGGUAUCUUAUCACAUAUGGAGACUCUCAGUUUCUAUGAGUUGAACGAUACCAAUUAUGAAGAGAAUGUUGAACCAGAGCCUACUGAUUUGGGAGACGUCCGCUUAGUAUGGCCUGACUGUGAGUAUGUAGUAGAUAUCAGACCAUACAAUGGUUACGUGGCAUAUGGAGCUAACUCCAAACUGAAGUUAUCUUUGUUACCAUUUAAUCCCGUCAAUGAAGCCUUUGACACCAACAAUGUGAUUGAUUUCCCAGGAGCUCAUGGCGAAGAAGUCGUAAGAGAUAUUUUGACAAUACCGAACAGUAAUUCUAUUGUUACAGGUGGGGAAGAUGGCAUAAUCCGACUUUGGGCCCUACCAGUCGAGUUCCCAAGCUAUGAGACUGGACAAGCACAACCAGUGCAACUUGAAGUUGCUAAGGAAGAGAAGGAAGAGAAGAAAGACAAGAAAGAGAAGAAGCACAAGCAUAAGCACAAAGAUAAACACAAGCAUAAGGACAAGAAGUCCAAACGGUUCAAGCCGUACUAGAUACUAUGUAUUAUAUACAAAAAC
Molecule: messenger RNA, 1198 nt
Organism: Scheffersomyces amazonensis
Lineage: Eukaryota; Fungi; Ascomycota; Pichiomycetes; Serinales; Debaryomycetaceae
Exons: 1
Coding region: 32-1174 (380 amino acids)
Molecular function (GO): protein binding
Source: RefSeq, a predicted model, not a curated record